AUGCAACGGGAGCAUCUAAAUUCACGACACGUACUCGUCGCAAUCGAUCCGCAUCGAUCCCUCAACAUCGUCUUGUCGUCGUGUUUAUUAGGCCUUGACAUAAAAACUUGAUCACAAUCCUACAAUUGAAGUUCUAACAAGCCUUGUCCCUGUUGUCUUUCUUGAGUUAUCGAAAAUGCAUCGUUCAGCCAGCACGAGCCGCGUAAUAGAUGACCAUUACAGUUACUACACGAUGUCCCCGUCAUCAAAAGUCCCGACAGCCUUAAGAGCUCUGUCGGGGGAGUCUUUCGAGCUCCCCUCGUACGAGCCCCAAUCCGAUCCAGCCAAGAAGGAAAAAGCGCGCGCCAAAUUCGCCGAGAAGGCUGUCCAUUUGAUUCCUCUAGUUCUUCUCCUUUGCGGAUUUAUUCUAUGGCUCUUCUCCAAUCCAAAUAUUAGCGCCGGAGGCGACGUGGCAAUAGGAGAGAAGGUUAAGGGAAUGGCGAUCGACGGUGAUCUGGACAGCCACGGCCAUCGCCAUCUGCCGGCGCAUAUGGGCGAUAUCGACAAGGAGAAGCUUGGAGAUGCUGUAAUAACAGCCAAGUUUCCUCGGAUUAGAUCGUGAUUUUGGGAUGGAUUAUCAGUAGAAGCAGCAAGAGCAGUAGUUUUUAUUGCAAUUAAGAAAUGGAUUUAUUUCAUUUGGCAAACUUGUUCUUGCAGAGGUCUUUUUUUGUGUGUAGUAAUACGAUGGAAAUAGAGACAUGAGGUAAAAUAGGUAAGAAAACUAUGGGAAAUGUGUGUUUUGAUGUAUGUUUGUGUUUAAAUUUUAGGUUAGAACAAAGUAUAUUAUGUAUCUUUGUACCUUCUGUAAAUCCCACACUUCUAAUAGU
Molecule: messenger RNA, 866 nt
Organism: Andrographis paniculata
Lineage: Eukaryota; Viridiplantae; Streptophyta; Magnoliopsida; Lamiales; Acanthaceae
Exons: 2
Coding region: 176-601 (141 amino acids)
Source: RefSeq, a predicted model, not a curated record